Messenger RNA from Chara braunii, 8882 nucleotides. The record is from the annotation of a GenBank genome assembly. NCBI's taxonomy places the organism in Eukaryota, Viridiplantae, Streptophyta, Charophyceae, Charales, Characeae.
GCUUAUGGAUGGACAGGAUGGUCUUCCUUUCUGAACGUGAGAGAUCUUCAAGGAAGGGAAUUGACGAAUGUGAAACUCAAUGCAAGUUGAUUAACAGGUUCCAAUUUUCUCUCUCUUUCUUUUUGGCUCAGUUUACACGGAGAGCAGGUCAGGAUCUGCGACGGAGGUUACUGGAAUCUGCAUCCGCGGCUGCAUCCAUGGCCAUGGGGCUUCCACAAUUGCAGGCUUCACAGUUGGCAACCGAUGUUGCAGCGAUUGACAGGGUGCGUGCAGGCACUUUCCAUUCGUACUGCCUGUCUGUCCUCCGUGCACAUCCUGUGGAGGCAGGUCUGGAUCCGAAGUUUGUUGUCUUCACUCCGAAGAUGCAGCUGGAACUCCUGGAACAGCUAGUCCUGGAUUGGUUCUCCAAAAAGUCUGCAGGUUCACCUCUGCCAAAGAACAAUAAAUGCAGUGACACGCAUGAAGAAAAAGGAAAGGUCUGGCAGAGGAGUCUGGAGGAGUUGUCUUCCAUGCAGCGAUUGUUUGUGCGGAUGGAGGCAUAUCGGUUGUGGCGAAAGAUCCAGCGAGCAAAGGCAAAUACUCCCCAGGAUCAUGAUCCUUGUCGAGACGCAGGCAUGGAAAUGGUCACAGGGGCAGAUGCAGGAAUGUUUCCGUGGGUUAGUUCCCGGUACAGUAGUCAGCUGCGGACAUUGAAUGGCGUGGACUUCAACGACUUCCUACGGUAUACAAUUUUACUGUUUCGACGCAACUCAGCCCUCCUAGAAGCUCACCGAAGUCAGUUUAAGCAUGUGCUAGUGGAUGAGUUUCAGGAUACAGAUGCAGCACAGUUUGAGCUUUUGAGACUGCUGUGCGGAGACCACGAUGGAGUGACGAUUGUUGGGGAUGAUGAUCAGCAAAUAUACAGUUUCCGAGGAGCAGCCGGGAUGAAAAACUUCAAUGCUUUCCGGAAAUCCUUCCCUGCUAGCAAGGUGGUAAUGCUAGAGCAGAACUACCGUAGCACAGGGGCCAUUGUGGCCGCUGUUCGGCUUCUCAUUUCACGAAACAGCAACCGUCACAGGAAGAACAUUCGCACAAUUUCCCCAACUGGUUCACUCACAAGGGUUUGCGAGUGCAGGAAUGUGCAGUGUGAGGUGGCUGCAGUGGCAGAGGCAAUCGCCGAGCUGGUGCAGCAGCAAGGAAUAGGGCUGAAAGAUGUGGCAGUUCUUUAUCGCCUACAGCGAAUAGGACUUGAAUUGUGCCAGUUACUGAGAGCACAUGGUGUUCCGUGUGAAAUCAAGGGAAGUGGACAUUCUGGCAGUGAUAUCGAUGGUGGAAGAGACGGAGGGAUUGGGGAAGGCAACACAGGUGCCGUGUUUGAUAGCGUGCUGGCGGUGCUGCGGCUCGCUGUUUCUGAGACUGAUGAUGCUGCAUGUUUGCAGCUCAUGAAAUGCUUUGUCCCUCAUCUGAGCGAUGAUAUAAACGCUUGCUUGCAUUACCUUCAUCAACUGCGAGCCAUGCCAUUGCUCAAGGCCAUUCGUUGCCUCCGGUCACAUGUGAAAGGACUUCUCCAUUGCGACGACUUGGCAGAGUUUGGCCCGGCACAGCGCCUCAGGAAAAGCUGCAUGAUGCCAACUACUACUCAGAAUGGAGUUCUGUGGGCUAGGCUCCUGGACCUGGUUCGAAUUGUCGACUCUGUAAAGGCAGAAGCGCAAACAUUUGGCAGCAUACGCUCCCUCAUAUUGAAUGUGAAGGAACAAGUUGGCCCACUCAUAGUGUCCCAAGUGGGCGGCGAAUUGAAGCGAACUGGGUCACGGAAUGUAGGACAGCCUGGACAGGUCACUGGGCCGCCAUUAGUUCAAUCAGGAAAAGGGGAUGUGGCUGUGCCAACACCUGGUAAACGUGGAGAAUCGAGCGAUGCUGGAAAAAGUGAAGGGUGCGAGAAUCUUGAGUACGCAGGUAUGAGAGCACUGCUGAAAGAGGCCUCACUCUAUGAUGGCGAGGUCGAAAGGGCAGCCGAGAGAGAACAUGAAAGGGAAAGCAACUCUCCUCAAGGGAAAUCAAAUUGGCAGAAAGAAGGAAGAGAGCGAGAAAAUGCUGGAGAGACGGCUUGCGGUGAUGGCAGCGACAAGAGCCACACAAGAUCAGAGUCCCCUUUGGGGAAGAGCUACAGCUAUCAGGAACUUAGACAACGGAGGGGGAGACAAUGGAGCACAGGUGGGAAGUCAUCACAGAGUUAUAUAUUGCCAAAGUCAGCUGUCACUGGAGGGCUAUCUGAUACAACUAAGCCGGCAAGUGUUUCCCCUCGACUGAAGAAAAGAGAGGAAGUGGCUCUCAAAAGAACAGAGUGGUUGCAAUUUUUUUUGGAUCGUGUCGCUCUUCGACUACAUGACAGCGAACUGGGAGAACCUGAGGAGCUGAAUGUGAAGGAUAAGAAGCAUCAGAUGUCACAUGCCCGAAACUGCACACCUGCCAAUAAGGCACAGGAGCAUGUCACGCUCACUACAAUUCAUCAGGCCAAGGGGCUGGAAUGGGCAGCUGUGAUACUUGUUCGGGCAAACGAAGGGGUUCUCCCGAUCCUCGACACAGAUGCAAACAUUUCUGCGUGCACUGCUUUCCGUUCAGCAGAAGACAAAGGGGCCAUUCCUCCUGAGGAGCAUGGCGCAACACAGCAAGAUGGCAGGCAGUGCCCUGCAGCAAGAAAGCAAAACUGGAUUUCAAAUGGGAAUGCUUCAGGUGGUACGAGCAGAUCAUUUGACAGUCAUAAAGGUGAAAAUACGAACAGGUGUGCAACAGGAGCUUAUGAUGCAAAGGAGGCGAAGCUGGUCCAAGUUCCCGAUGGUGGUGCGCAGGCCUCUGCAGCUCCUGGUAGAAGAGAGGAAGUGAACAUUGAAGCUUUGGAGGAGGAGAAGGAUCAAAUCCCGAAGAUUGACGUUCCAUUGUUUGAUGGUAACAACGCCUCGGGAUGGGCAGAAAAGUUCGAGCAAUUGGGAAGUUGCUGCGAAUGGUCGAAUGAAAAGAUGCUGCGAAUGGUGAAGAGAUAUUGCAAGAUCCAGUACAAGGAAGAGGUGGAGGAGUUGAUACAAGAUUCGUUGAACUGGGCAGAAUUCAAAAGGAAGCUGCUAGAAAAAUACCAGUUGAGCGAUCAACUGUUGGACUUGAUCGAUUCGAGGAAGGUUAGUCGGAAAAGCUUUGGUACAACAAAGCAGUUCCUUACUGAAUUCGAGUGGGUGGCGAAAUUAGUUCCUGACCUUCCAGAUAAAGAUCAUUGCCUCAUCUUCCUGGAUAAUUUCACGGAAGUGGAGCAACUAAAAUUGGUAAAGGGAAUGAAAGAGCGAUAUGAUUGGCCAAAAAUUCGAGAGAAUUUAUUGGUCGGGAACUUUGAUCAGAUCCUCUACCAAUUGCUGAAACAGCAGAAGGAGAAUCGAGAGAGGAUACUGUUGGGAACAGAUAAGGACAAAGUCUAUAAAACCUUAUAUGACAUGAAGGAAAUGAUGACAAGCAUGAAAGAAGAGCGGUUGAAGCUUCAAGUGAUGAUGGCUAAGGCGAAAACUGCGAAGAGAAAAGGGAAGGAGCCUGUCACUGAAGAGAGUAGCAGUGAGAGUGAAAGCGAGGAGGAAUGGGAACCCCCUCGUUGCCAGGAGAUCCGUGAGAUGCGAGAGGAGGAGCGCUAUCUUGUUUGCGCUAUCCUCCAACUGGCUAUUCUCAGCCUCGGUUCGCCAUUCUGCUGCCAUAACGCAAGGUUGCCCAUUGAAAGGCAAGGGCAGACAGGGAAACUGAGCACCGCCGAGAGUGACUCGACGACACCCUCGACGCCUUCGGAACCGGUUUCUUCGCGAGUAACCGGCCUUCAUUCCGAGGCGCACGUGGAAGUCGGUAGUCCUCUUCUACUUUCCUUUGAGGACUAUGCUGCCCGGUGCGUUCCUACGCUGGGUACUCCAGCUCAAGGACAAGGAGUGUGUGCGGUUUCUUCUCCGUCCGGCAACCGCAACUUUUCGUCUUCAAGUGGUUCUUCACGGGAUUCGGCACGCGAGUUCAAUAUAGAGGCAUUGGACCCGCUCACGUCUGAGGACUUUGCAUGGCUUCCUUUCCCAACCACAGGCCGCUUGUCGGGACCUCAAUGCGCAGCACUCAGCGCUAAUCUUCACACUUACUUAUCCUUCUAUGCACCACCAACUUCGCCGACGGAUGACGAAGUCGCGGUGGGGGACAUCUUGGCGUAUACUACCAAGGUGGCCCGCGAGUUUCGCACGCAGCGGUACGAUGACAACAACGCACCGCUCAUGUAUGUCCGCAUUCAGGUUGGGCAAGCGUCCUGCAGCGCUUUGCGGGAUGGCGGCGCGUCUCGCAACUUCAUGAGCCAGUCUUUUAUGCAAAGGGCUGGCCUUGGCGCACAAGUUCGGAGGAAGGCAAACCCGACGGCGAUCCUGUUGGCGGAUGGAAAGAGGCAACAACUUCUCGACCGUUACAUCGAGGCCGUAUCGGUCUACUUCGCACCUCAUGCAUGCGAACCGGUGACAUUCGAUAUUCUCGACACGGACUUCGACAUCAUUCUGGGAAUGCCUAGGCUUGCAAGUGUGGAUCACACGGUCAACUUCCAUCGGCGGACUCUUAGCGUUCGCGACGCCUUCGGCGCGGAAGUGGCGUGUACUAUUCCUCUACUGCACUCUUCGAUCCGGUGCCAAGUGGUGACGGCCAAAUCAUUCCGGGCAGCUUGCGCUUACGAGCAGCCCGAGGAGAUCGGCCUAUGUUUCCCACGGACCGUCGCGGUAGCCGACUCUUCACCCACGGACUUGUCUUCGGACCCCCGUGUGGUACGGUUGCUGGACGAGUUCGCCGACAUCUUCGAGUCACCUACCGGUGUGGUGCCGGGUCGGCCUAUCUCUCACGAGAGCAUUCUUGAGGCCGGUGCCGUGCCGCCGAAAGGUUGCAUCUAUCGGAUGAGCGAGGAGGAGCUUGAGGUCCUCUGCGCACAACUCGAUGAUUUGUUGGCCAAGGGCUGGAUCUGCCCGAGUAGCUCCCCAUAUGGAGCACCAAUUCUCUUCGUCAGGAAGAAGAACAAGGAUCUACGAUUGUGUAUCGACUACCUCAAGCUCAACGCGCAAACCGUCAAGAAUGCGGGGCCUCUUCCUCACAUCGACGAUCUUCUUGAGCGACUGGGCGGCGCGAAGUAUUUUUCCAAGUUGGAUUUGAAAUCGGGAUAUCAUCAAAUCUCGAUCCAGCCGAACGAUCGCUACAAGACCGCGUUCAAGACGCGGUACGGGCAUUUUGAAUGGGUGGUCAUGCCUUUUGGCCWCACCAACGCCCCGGCGACGUUCCAGGCGGCGAUGACCAAUGAGUUUCGUGCAAUGUUGGACCGGUUCGUGCUGGUCUACUUAGACGAUAUUCUCGUCUAUAGCCGGACAUUGGAGGAUCGUCUUGGACAUCUUCGACGAGUGUUGGAGACGCUCCGCCGUGCCAAGUACAAGGCCAACCGCGACAAGUGCGAAUUUGUCCGGCAAGAGCUGGAAUACUUGGGCCAUUUUGUUACACCGGAGGGCAUAAAUCCGCUAUCGGACAAGAUUCAGGCCGUCCAAGACUGGCCGGAGCCUCGGAACGUCACGGAUGUCCGCUUGUUCCUCGGUCUUACCGGCUACUAUCAGCGCUUUAUCAAAGGCUACUCAAAGAUCGUGGCCCACUUGAACAAGCUUCAGUGCGAGGAUCGGCCGUUUGACUUCGGAGAGGAGGCGCGAGGAUCCUUCUUCGCUCUCAAAGCCACGCUAUUGUCUGCGGAGGUCUUGCGGAUAUACGACCCGCUUGCGCCUACGCGCGUCACUACGGAUGCGUCAGGCUAUGGCAUUGGUGCAGUCCUCGAGCAACAUGAUGGUGUGGACUGGCACCCGGUCGAGUACUUCAGCAAGAAAGUGCUUCUCGUGCAUUCCAUUGACAAUGCACGCAAGAAGGAGCUCCUCGCCUUCGUCCACGCGCUCAAGCGGCGGUGGCACUUCCUCCCUGGUCGAAGCCAAUUUCGAUGGGUAACGGACAACAAUCCGUUGGUCUUCUACAAGACCCAAGACACCGUCAACAGCACCAUCGCUCGAUGGAUGGCUUUCAUCGGCCAGUUCGACUUCUUUCCCGAUCACAUUCCCGGAAAGUCGAACCGUUUUGCGGAUGCUCUCUCACGGCGUCCGGACCAUUGUACCGCAGUCUACUCGACCUUCGAGAUUGACGACGACCUGCGGAACAGCUUCAUCCGCGGCUACCAAGCCGACCCCGAGUUUUGUGACAACGCAGCGGAGGCUGAUGUAUGUGGCACUCACAAGAGCCAAGCGGUUUGUGGUUGACAGGAAGCUGUAGCGGUAAAAACUAAAGUAGGGGGAAGUACAGUUAGGGAAACUGUUGUACUGAAAACUGCAGUAGUGGAAACCGCAGCAGUAGAAACUGCAGCAGCGGAAACUGGAGCAGUGGAAACUGGAGCAGUGGAAACUGGAGCAAUGGAAACUGCAGCAGUUAACACUGCAGCAGCGGAAACCGCAACAGUGGACACUGCAGCAGUGGAAACUGGAGUAGUGGAAACUGCAGCAGUGGAAACCGCAACAGUGGACACUGCAGCAGUGGACACUGCAGGAGUGGAGACUGCAGCAGUGGAAACUGCAAGAGUGGAGACUGCAGCAGUGGAAACUGCGGUAGCAGCAGAUGAGCAAGCAGGGGCAGGACGAGAGCAUCUGCUACGGUUUGGGAAGUCAACACAGGCCCAAACAGCUGAAGAACAGGUUGAGGUAAAUCGCCAUCUGGUAGGAAAGAAGAAAGAAAAGGAGGAAAAGAUAAAGAAAAAGGAGGAGGAAGUGAAGAAGAAGCUGCAAGAAGAAAAAGAGAAGUUGGAGAAGGAGAUGAAGGAGAAGGAGAGGAAAUUGAUGGAAGAAGAAAAAAAAAAAACAGAAGAAGAAGAAGAAGAAGAAGAAGAAGAAGAAAAAGUCGUGGGAGAAAGAAUGGAAAGAAGGAGAGGUCAACCACUGGCGGAGCAGGCCGAGAGCAGCGAAAUGGGAAGCAUACGGAUGCGCCAGUUGGAGGCAAUGGACUGGCUAGGCCAAUUUGGAUUUCGGGAGGAGCUGCCAGCAGAGAGUGAGGAAGAGAAGGAAACUUUCCUCAAACUGUUGUCUAAAGUGAAGGAUGAGACAGAGAAACGGUUGUUGGUGGAGGAAAAGAGAGCAAGCUUGCAUAAUCGCAUGCUGCUAGAAAGGAGAAAAGAGGUUGAUGAGAAGACGGAAAUGAAAGAGGAGGGGGAGAGAUUGCGGCAGAUGUUGCAGGAGCAGAAAGGGAAACAAGUUGCAGUAGAAGAAAGACUUACCCUCCUCAAUGACACUCUCCUCCAUACCAAUGAACAACUCGCUGUACUUCAUCAGACCGUAACCAAAGUAGAGGCACAACAUGGAGAAUUUGCUGAUACAUGGAAUAACUUUCUGAAUAAUGCCUCGCCGCAGAUUGACUUGCGAGUCCGCGAUUAUGUGGAACAGUUAGAUGAAGCUCUCUGCCAGAGACUUAGGGACCCCGCCGUGAUUAAACAAUUGAAAAUUGGUGGUGGGGGAGGAGAUGGAGGCGAUGAUGGUGAUGAUGGGGACAGGAAAGGAAAAGGGGUCAAGAAAGAGAAGGAUGAAGAAGCGGAGGAAGCCAGGCAGAAGAUGAAAGUGAAACUGCCAUGGAGUUAUAAUGGGAAGAAGGAACCCGCGGGGGAGGGCUACAAGGAGGAAGAGACCGUGGUAGAGGAACAGGAGACCGCGGUCGAGGUGGAGGAAGAGGACCCGCCGCCCAGAGGGGUAGUGGCGAAGGAAGCUACUAUGUGGGAGGUAGGGGUAAUGGUCCCUCGCAAGGUGGAAGAGGUUCCUACUCCACAGGGGGAAGAGGUAGAGGUGACCCAUGUAAUGCUGGAUGGGGGCCAUCAAAAGAGCCCAUCGAGAUUUCUGGGAGAGAUUCCUCCAGCUCUGGCAAAGCGUUAUGUAAAGUAUGAAAGCACAGUCAACCUUCCUCUCCCUGAUGCGAUUGUGCCAUUUGAGAGGCAAUCAACGGUCGUGCCAGCUAGCAGUAUCGGCAACUGCGAGGAAAGAGAAGCUUUCGCGGAUGCAGUGGUCUGCCAGUCGAUGAAGACAGUGAAAAGAAAGCAGGGAAAAAGACAAAGACAGCAACAGCGGCAAAAGAAUCUUGAAGAUGGAGAGAAGAGCCAGAGGGAGGAGCAAGGCACGCAAAUAGAGGGAUUUGAAGUGCUUGAAGACAAAGAUGAUGGUACUGUGGCUGGGCAGCAGUUCUCUAGAAAGAAGAGAGGGAAGGAGAGGACAACUGGAAAGGAGGAAGGAACCCCAAAGGAGGGGGGAGUUGAUGCCAGAGUCAAGCUAAGUUAUUCCAUGUUGAUGAAGAAAAAGCGUGCCGAGCCGUUUCAGUCUAAGAGGUCUUCUUACUUUGCUAGUGGAAGCCAGAGUUCUGCACAUGGAGUUGAUGUGAACAAUGGGAUACCUCCCUCUUCAAGUGACCAUAUCGAUGCUCUGGCUAUGAACAGCAAAAGGACUUGUCAGAGGCGAUUUGUCAUCGACGAUGAUGAUGAAGGUGCGGGUGAAUGAUUAGCCCUGCGGCUGCUGAUGCUGCAGUUGUGAUUAUUGUUGUAGCUGCUAGUGUCUCUUUUGCUGAUACCGUUGCCGCAUACUUGCGUGAUGUUAUAUUUGCUAGAAUUGACUGAUGUUCUUGUUACGAAUCCAUUAUAUGAUGCUGUUUUUUUUGUCAAAUUUUGUGUUUCCCAUUUUAUCUUUACUUCUGGGGAGAGAAAGAACUAUCUCCGAAUCUCGCCCUUUCUUGCUGCAUUCUAUUUUUGAAGAAUGUCAUGGAUAACCAUCCACAUUGGUCAAGGUCUAUAACUUCUAUAGUAAAUUUUAAGUUUGUAG